AUGCGCCCCGACCAAGUUCCCCAGUUCACCUUCUUCUCGUGCCAUGCCCAGGAGGCACAGCACGCAUCGAGUUGGGCGGAGCUAGCACCGCACUUCGAGAAGGAGACAUCCAAGUCCGAAGACGAUGUCUGGUGGCUCGACGUCUGCGACGGCGCAGAGGAGGACGUCGCCGCCGUUGCUCGCUUGCUGUCCAUCCACCCCCUUACGGUGGAGGAUAUUGCCCUGCAGGAACCGCGGCAGAAGAUCGAGACGUUCCCGGACUACUAUCUCAUCACGCAGCGUACAUUGUCCGCGUCACUCGGCGAUGACCAAGAGAUAGAGAAGCCCAAUAUCAGCGAAGGCGGUCCCCUGCUUCCAAUCCCAGGCCGUCCAAGCCCUGAGAUGCUGUUCAUCCUGGUCUUCGGCCAUGGCACGGUGACCUUCUCCCGCAGCGGCACUGGCCAUGUCACUCGAGUGCGCAGUCGAGUCGCCAGAGAACAUGACCGGUCCGUGCUAUCCAGCGACUGGAUCUGCUAUGCUCUCUUGGACGACGUGAUCGACAGCUUCCAGCCCAAAAUCGAAGGCAUCUCACGCGCAUCCGAAGCAAUCCAAGACCAAAUCUACAUCGCGCGCGACGACGACAUGACCCCCCUGAUGCUGCAAAUCUACAACAUCCGCAAACGCAUCAACCACCUCACGCACUCCCUCUCCGGCAAAUCCGACGUGCUGAACGGGUUCGUGAAGCGCUGCGAGACAAAACGGUGGCACCCUGCCUUCCCAGGUGGCGAUCUGAUCGUCUACCUCAGCGACGUCCAGGACCACCUCGUCACGAUCCUCGCGGAACUCGCCCAUCUCGACGAAAUCACCAGCAGACUGCAGUCGAAUUUCCUCGCGCAGACGAGCGUGCAUAACAUGCGGUUGAGCGCGAGACUCAACUCGGGCCUGAGCAAGGUGACCAUCCUCGCGACGAUCUUUGUGCCGCUGCAUAUGGUGACCGGGCUGUUUGGGAUGAACGUUACUGUUCCUGGCGAUGAUGUGGAGGGCUCGCUGGCGUGGUUCUUUGGUAUCGUUGGGGUCUUUAUUGCUGUCAUACUGGCGGCUUGCUUUGCGGCGUGGAGAUUUAGGCUGCUGUAG
Molecule: messenger RNA, 1113 nt
Organism: Aspergillus puulaauensis
Lineage: Eukaryota; Fungi; Ascomycota; Eurotiomycetes; Eurotiales; Aspergillaceae
Product: magnesium transporter CorA family protein
Exons: 2
Coding region: 1-1113 (370 amino acids)
Biological process (GO): intracellular magnesium ion homeostasis; magnesium ion transmembrane transport
Cellular component (GO): plasma membrane
Molecular function (GO): magnesium ion transmembrane transporter activity
Source: RefSeq, a predicted model, not a curated record